AUAGUAGUACGUUGUCACAUAACGUCAGGCGAUGGUUUAGAUAGUAUGGUAGCUUUCGCUAGAGCAUUAUCAUCACCCCUUGAAAAAUACCACGAGCUACGAGGUCGCGUACGAGCAGCGUGCGAGAGAGUGACGUGUGCGGAGUUACCACCGAGGGUACUCGCGCGUCGUUUAGUCGGAGGAAAGUGCUGAUGCCCAAGUGCCUGAUGAUGAGUCUCUGGUCCUCGUAAAAAUGUAAAUAUAGUGGUCGUGUGAGAGGGUAGUGGGGCCUGGGGCUUUCAUACUCUCUUUUAUUUUUUUUAAAUCCACUGAUAUAUUUGUUUAAAAUGUUUUAAAUUUAUCCAAAUGAUAUUGAACGGCAUUGAUUGUCGUUGGUAAUCAUAAUCAUAAAUUAUUUUCUUUUGUAACUGGAGCUAAUUGUGAAGACUCGCCUAUAUAAACAGACUAGAUCGCACAGUAUUUUGCGAUAAUCACGUAAACGAGGACGUUGUUGGAUAAGAGAUAAUAAUUUUAAAAAUAAAAUAUAUAAAAAAGACAGAUUGAGUCUGCGACGGCUAUUAGGGCGAGCCGUGAGUCGUUUGUCGAUGCACACAUGGAAGGCAUGGAAUAGCCGAUCGAUUUAAAGUGCACCAGGAAGGGAGAAUUAACGAGGAAUAAUUAAAGUGACGAGUUGAGAAUGGCGUCAAGAUUGCCAAGCAGCCAUCAGAGGAAGCUGGGACCGGCGCCGAUUGCAUCGUUCGAGGAUUUGUCCGACGAGGUGGAAAACGGAGAAUCGACAACAGCACGAAUGCCGGGGAUUAUUGAGGUGACGACUCCUUUAACACCUGGUAGUUCACUCAAGACUCCCAGCACGCCGAGGAUCGACAUCAGUCGGGCCAGCAGUUCAUCCCAUCAUGAGGACAGUAACAACUCAAGAGAAUCUUCUCCCGAGAGAGAAUUACUGGCAGGAGCAGAGCCACCAGCCGGAACGACCCUGUCAUUGGGUUACAAAGAAGAUGCCCAGGAUUUGCGAUCGUCUACAGAGGAACUGGACUUGCAGGACCCAGUUCAUGCUCAGGAUCUUAAAAGAGACUCAAAGAGAGCACGAAGGAAAAAAGAAGACGGCACACAAUCAGAGUGUGGAAUUAGUUUGAAACAUGAACGGGAACGUAAAGAUAGUAAUUGUUCCGAGAUUAUUUUACUUAAUAUCAGUGGUAGAACGUCACGACUGUCUUCCGUUGGGAGUCAAGGCUCCGGUGUAUCCGGAAGGCUCUCAGUUGUCUCUGCUACCUCUUCCAGAUCACCAAGCCCGCACAAAUGUCUCUUAGAGACGUCAUUCUGUGGCAGCAAGCCCACGUUAGCGGAAACAUCGAUUGAAACUUCAAAACCAGAGACAGAAGACUUGGAGAUUAUGUUACUGAAGCGGGAGGCUGACACGACAAAAGCCCUUAUUCCAGAGAGCAUAAAGGUGCCAAUGGUAGGCGGGAAUCUAAAGCCUGAUCCCCUGGAUAAGCCAAGAAGACGGGGGUAUGAAGAACGUAAAGAAAUAUUUAAGCGUGAAGUCGAGAUCACGAAGCGGGUCUUGGAAAAGGUCAACAUCGAGGUUCCAAUUAUUCGGAAACCGCAGAAAGUUGAGGAACGAGAUGUAAAAACGAGUGUUGAGGUACAGAAGCCAGUGACGCUUGAUUUCAAUGAUAAGAGAAAAAAAGCUCAAAAUUUUAAGGAUGUGGUUCAGACAACUCCAAGCAUCGGGAGUCUCAGUGGAAGUCCGAAACUACCGCGGCAUCAGAAAGUUCGGGAACUCGAGGGCUCGAGAACUCCGAGUCCUUCAUCGGUUUCGAGAAAAAGUAGUUUUGCGUCUUUAUUCAAAACACGGACGGAAGUUAAUGCACUGAGUCCCGAGUCGCCUUCGCCGACGCCGAGCGUGAAACCUCGACGGAGCUUGACAUCUAAGAUUAAAGAUACGACGGAAAGCUUGAGAAGUAGAUCUAAAUCCCGAGAGCGCACGUCUGUUGAUAAAGGAAGUACGAAGAAUAAAAAUGUCUUUACGUCAACGCUGAGUAUUUUCAAGAAACGUGAGAGAAAGAAAAGUAUUCAGUAUGACGGAGGUAGUACUCCGGAUCAUGAACUAAUGGGUCAUCCGUCGUUGGAGAGUAUCGGGAAUGUUGAGUUUCGAUUCGAGGCGGAUCGACCCAGUCGCAAUGAAGAUUCAAUUUUUAUAAGCUUGCAUGCUGACUCGAGAAAUUAUGAGGAGGCUUUGCCGUCUGAGAGCGUGUCUAUACCCAUUGAGACGCCGACAAAGUUGUUGGAUGAGUAUGAAAACGAACCGCGGACAGGCAAUAUCGUGACUGAGGCAUCGAUCGAACAUCAGGGCUCGGGGAUAAGGAUAAGAACUGAGGCGAUGAUUGAGUCGACGGGUCGCGAGGAACUUCAGAGUCCCCUGCGACCGAGCACGUCGAAAGAUUCCCAGUUGUCAAAGAGUUCGUCGAAGGACUCGCGGGUCAGUAUUCAAACGGCAAAACACAUUGAGGUCCCGUCGAGACCCGGGUCUGCGGAGGUCGGGAAAUCCGACGCUAAGUCGGUCAGUGUUUCGAGUAGGGAUUCCGUUGAAAGUAAGAGCAGGGUAGCUGGUGAAGCCAUCGUCAAGCCGAAGAGGAAAAGCAAAGAGAGUGUGUCAAGAGUUGAAAGCAAAUCAAAAGUUGUCGAGAAUAAAUCAAAUGGUGAUAAAAGUAAAUCGGGGAUCGACGGUCUGUCGAUAAAUGCGGAAAGUCAAUUGAGAAUAACAGAAAGUGAUAAAAAAAAUAAAGUAAACGGAACUGAAAGCUCGGGUUGUAAGGUGCCGCCAGAGACUGAUAAAUCCUCAGAGUCAACUCAAAGAUUAUCUGAAAGUCUUAUGGUUAAAUCUCAAGAUGGUUUAGUUAAGACACCGAGUGUAGUUUCUGAUUUAGAUCACAAUAGUUCUGAGUCUGAGCGUGAUUCCGAAAUUGAUUUUGUGAGAAAUAAGGUAGUGAAAGUUGUUAGCGAUGAGUUACCGGACGAGAGAAAGGGUUUGUUUAAUGAGGAAAGUUUUGAAGAGGAUCUUCCUUACGUGCCAACGACAUUGCCCAUGGAGAAGAGUGUCGCUGUACCAAUGCUGCCAGUAAAACAGCGGCUGCAAGAAGUAAGAACCAUUCCAAUAGAGCGGCCGAGGUCUACAACACCCAUUAAUCCAACUCUGCUCGACGAAUUCGUUAUGCAGACAUCACAUGAUGACAAACGGGCUGACAAAAUGAAGAUUUCGUUGCCGCGGGAAGACAGUUUUAAAUUAAAAAGCCCACGUAAGCACUCGAUGAACACAUUUACUGAGUUUGCCGAGCGCGUGGUACCCGAUGCUGUCAAAAGAGCCGCGGGAAAGUCGCCGAGUCCACCGCCACCACUGCCACCCAGAGCUCCCGCCAUUCGGCCGACGAACUGGGUUAAUUUUGAAGAGAUUCCUGAGCGUCGGAAAGCUCCCAAGAGGAUCCAAACGAUACCACGUCCAGAGGAAGACAGCAAAGCUGGUUACAGUUACGUCCAGCCGGAGGAAUGUCGAUGCGAGUGUCACGAAGAAUCUAGAAGAGCUUCCCACAGAGAACCAAUCGCUGGUUCCAGCAUAAAUACCGGAAUUACUGCCAGCAUUUCGUCGGCAUCAGCGACUCACGGGUCCUCUGUAACGCGAACUUCGUCAACAUGCAGCAGCAGCAAUGGGGAGCGCGCUUGCAAUGGCGAUAAUUGCACAGUUCCUACGAGCUCGGGUGAUCGUGCCAGUAUCGUGAGUGACAGCUCUCUGGAUCUAAGUCCCGUUAACGAGGAUCCGAUUGCGACACAAGCGCUCUUAGGACCCAUGAAACCCUUCGCGAUGGAUCUUGACGUCGGAUCAAAUCGAUCUAGUAUCAUAUCCCAGGAAGAGACUGACGAUAUUAAUCUGUAGAAGAUUUAAACAUUAACUGAAAAUUUAUUUUUAUUUUAUUUAUUUCAGUGUUGAACUAAAACUAAAAACCCGUGAGUUUUAGGGAAUUGAUUGUACGAUUGUCAAUAGACAAGAUCUCAAUAGCAAUUUACUAAACUGGACAUUAUUUUUGACAUUUAAAAUAAAAUAAUGAGUCUGACCUGGAUCGUUUAAGUCACACUGGAUUUUUAUGUUGUUUAAAUGGAUAAAAAUCUAAUGACAUAAAUGAAACGUUUGGUAAAAAAAUAUAUUAUUUUUGGACAAAAGUUACUAAUGAUUGAAUUGGGUCAGCAGAGUGACAAGAAGAGAACGAAACAUAUGAAGGAAAAAUAUAAUAAAAACUUUGAACAUUUACCGGAAAAUAAAUGGCGAAAUGGGUGAGUGAGUUGAAAUAAUCAAUACUUGAUUCUUGUGUUAUUAUUAUUAUAUUUAUUUGUUUAUUUAUUAUUGUUACUAUUAUGAUUAUUGUUGCAAGAGGAAGUUAAAAAUUUGUUCACAAGCCAGACUUGGUCGUCUAUUUCCAACCAUUAAAUUAAUUUUAAAUGUAUACUUCUCGAGUAAACGAUCGAUUGACCCUCAUCUCGCUGGCUUCUUUAGUAAUUUAAAAAAAAAACGACAUAUUUAUUCUCGAGAAAAAACCCAUGAAAAAAUAAUAAAUACACUGUAAAAAAUUUGCGGGGUGAACGCGGAGUGAAUGAUUUUUUAUUCAUUUAAUUCCCUCGGAGUGAAUUUCACUCCGAAGGGGAGUUUCGGAAAAUAUUAAUUAUAAAAAAAAUUACUAAUACAUAGUGAGCUGUCUUUGAUAUUUAGACAUUUAUAUUGCGUACGGAAAUAAUUACGAGCUCCCUUUUCAUAUAUUCGCGCGAAAUGAUUUUUAAAAAUUAUAAGCAGCUGAUAAUAAAACUUCCACUGAGUCACAAACUGUCUUAUGACUUACAUCAACCAUACCACGAGAUAACAUUUCAUAUUGUAACGAAAUAUAAAAUAUUCCCAUAAAAACUAUGUCACCAUAGCUAUUCAAUAAUUUAAUAUUUUCACUAUGUAUUAUAUAUAUGAAAUUAUAAUUACGUGAGUUACUAAAACAUUUUAUAAAUUAAAAACAUAAUAUUUUAAGUUUAAUUAUUAAUAUCUCAAUGAAUUAUUUAUUUAAAUAAUUAUGUUUCUAAUUAACAGCUGUUUCUAUUAAAUAUUAAUUUAUUUAAGUAUUAAAACUUCGGACCGGAGUGAAUGCGGAUUUAAAUAAAAUCCGCGUCACUCCGAAAUCACUCUGCCCAUACAAAAAUCCCAAUUCACUGCGCAUGCGGAGUAAUUUUUUUUUUAACUUCGGAACUCUGAGUGACAGCUCGAAUUCGAAUUUAAAUAAAAUCCAGAUUCACUCCCGAUUUUUUACAGUGAAAUAAAAUGCAGUUUUUAGACCAAUCGAUUACGGUGGGCUAAAAAUUUUAAUUUUAUUUAGUAAUUAUAAGGAUUUAUCAAUAAAAAAAAAUAAUUAUUAUUAUUACUACGUAAUAAAUAAGAGAAAAAAAUGUUGAAUUGUAAUUACGAGACCACUUGCGAUGUUGAUAGUUAAUUAACGCGAUUCGCGUCAAAGCCUUUAGAAAGUCCAACGGAAUCCAAAAAAAAUAUAUAUAUGAAUAAAAAUAUAAAUUUCUUGACAUUUAAUGACAAUUUAUCCGAUAGCUGAUAAUUCUUAUCGGCGAAAUCGGAAUAAUUAUUGAAGCGACACGUCAUUGAGUGAACUUGUGAAAGAUAAUUAAAUUGAAUAAAAAUAUAAUCAAAUUACGGAACGGAAAUUAAAAUCAAUUAUCACUUGUUAAAUAUAGUUCUCAUUAAAUACUUGUACUAAAAAAAUUAUGAAACUUGACCUCUCUGCUCAACGAAAAUUAUUUUAUUUUAAAUUCGGUGGUAAAAUAAAGUAAUUGUAAUCCAUCCCACGCCCACAUUACCUCUUAGAUGUAUUUUCUACACAAAAUAAUUAUACUGUGUUCAUACGAAUUAAUUAAAUUCUGGCUAUACAGUAAGAUUUGUCAAUUUAUUAAGAUCAAAGUGUGUAAUUUAUCGAUUAUUAAUAAUUGCUAUUAUUACAAUUACAAUUAUAUCUACAAUCACGUGUCUAGAAUUUAUAUGCUUUGAUUUAUGUUGAACAUCAUAUGCGCAGAAAAAAAAAUUUCUUGGUACAAGAAAUAUUUUUCAAUAUGAAUUGAAGGAAAAGAUUUUCUUAGAACUAAAAAAAAAUUUCCUAGCGAAACCGAAUUAUGGUAAAGUACAGUAAUUACCGUAAAUACCGUAAUUUACGAUAUACAGAAGACUUACCGUAAAGUAUGCCAUUUUAGGUUAAAUAGGUAACUUGCGGCAAUUUACGGUAAAAUUCCGCAUUUCACGGCAAAUUUAUGGUACACAGUAAAAAAAAAAAGUCAAAAUCGUAGUAAUGUGUUAUUUUAACAUGUUGUGAGUGUUAAAAAAAAUUACCUACGCAUCUGUUGGAAGUAAACAUUUUUCAAGAAUUCUUAUGUGACGGUCAACAUUUUUUUAGUAUAUUUUGUGUGUUGAUUUGACAGUAACAUAUAAAAAAUGUUACUUUUCAAUAAAAUAACAUUUUUGUGUGUUAAAAAAUCAAUCAAUUGCGACAGUUCAAACAAGAUAAAUACUGUGUGUUAAAUUGACAUAAAAAUGUUAAAAAAUUCAACACACAGACUUUUAACAUACGCUUUUUUUACACUUUGACGAUUCAUUUUUUACAUGAAAAAUUGCGGUAAUCCACCUUAAAUUUACAGCAAUACUGCGGUACUUCACCGCAGAAUGCCAAAAUUUGCGGUAAUUCAUGGCGGUUCUCCAGAAUACCGUAAAUUUCGGUUUUUUGCCGUGUUAUACAUUUAUUUUACCGCAAACUACCGUAAUUUGCUGCAAAUUACCAUACAGUUAUUGCAGUAAAUCACGGAAUUUUGCGGUAAAUUACGGUAAUUUACCAUAAUUCAGAUUCUCUAGGGUUCAUUGCGCAGUAAUUUUUUUCUCACUCCAAGAAAUCUUUUUUUUCUGUGUGAUUAUAAAAAAAAAAAAUAUAUAUAUAUAUGAUGUAAUUAAAUUAAAACUGAGACUGCGAUGGCGAUUAUAGCUAAAGAAUAAAAAUAAAUAUUAUAAUUUUUAUUUUAAAAUAUUUUAAAAUUAAAUUCUAGAAUCCAAAAAAUAUUUAACGUACCAAA
This is a messenger RNA of Microplitis demolitor, 7146 nucleotides long. RefSeq lists its product as uncharacterized. Lineage: Eukaryota; Metazoa; Arthropoda; Insecta; Hymenoptera; Braconidae. The record is from RefSeq and is a predicted model, not a curated record. The transcript has 9 exons. The coding region runs from base 677 to 3928 and encodes 1083 amino acids.